AAAAGAAUUAAAGUUGCGGCUUGAAUUUUUUUUAAAAGCUUCAAACACCACAUCACAACAAGCAAGAACCGCACAACUCUGCUUUGCAACGACAACAAGAAGAAAAUACAAUUUCGGAUUUUUUGUAUUGGAUAUUUAUCAUCAUCAAUACAAUAAGAACAAGUUGUUGUUACGAUUUGAAAGAAAAGGAAUAUUAUUAUUAUCAUCAUUGUUAGAUAUUUUGUAAUACAGAGCCGAUUAAUUGAUAUCAUGAAUGAAUCCAAGAACUCUUCCAAGAAGAAUUUUCACAAAAUUGAACUGAAAUGGAUGAACCAAAUCGACAGUGCUGUCUUUGUCGAUACAUCCAACAGAGAUGCCGAUGUAAAUGUUCUAGUGACCUCUAGAAAAAUCAAAAAUCAAGAGGAAUCUCCAAAGGACAUUCUCUUUAGAACUCACCACUAUGAAAUGAGAAAACGAAAAAUCACGCCACUGCCAUCAACAAUACCACUCAAUGGUCCAUUUAUGUCACCUUACUCUCUUGCUAAUGGAGCCACUAAUAAUCAGGGGACAUUGCUGCCACCUCCUCCUUCAUCAUCAUCAACAGUUCCAAUUCUCACAAUAGAACCAGCAGCCGAUGAAAGUGAAGAAUCCAAUGAUUCAGAAUGCUCGGAGGCCACUGCUGCUGAAAACCUUUUGAGUAUCAGUGUUGCACCACCAAAACGUGAAGAUCCACCAGUUGCCAUGCCAAAAGUAUUCAAAUCCUACAAGCAAUUACAACAACAAAAGAGUGAAAGCUCCAACAGUCAGGAGAGCUCUGCUUCGCCCACUAAGGUCAGGGUGGCACAACCCUUCCCAACAAUUCCACCUAUUAGUCCAAAGGAAAACACAACCACAACAGACAAAAAGUCAAACAAACCAAAAAAUAUUGAGCUAUCACCAAAGAAGAAAAAAUCAGCCAAAGAAACCAAUGCCAAUAUUGAUCCAUCUCUAUUCCCUCCAAACAACAACAAUGCUAGCUCUAAUAAUGGGGCAGAUUCGCCUGGUACCAUGAUUGAUAGUGCUGGACUUUUAGAUAGUAGCAUUCCUUUCACACCAUUCGAUGAUAUUAUCAAUAGUGUGGAUCCGACUCAUUUCACCCUCUGCGCUUCAGGUAAUAAUGGACAAGAGGAGGAAUUUAAAGAAUUUGCGACUGGACUUGAAUGCACACCUGUUAUUACAUACAGUUUUACUGAGGAUCCUACAACAAGAAAUUGGGUUGUUGAACUCUUUUGGCCAACCGAGAAAAAGGCUCUUAGCUGGAGAGGAAAGUUUUGUUUUUAUAUUAGUAUUUUCAGAAAGGAUAUGGCAAGUAAUUCUUACAAACUCGUAAUGAGUAAGAUUUCAUCCCAAUUUGCUGUCUUUUCCAAACCAGAUGUAUUUCUUAAAAAGAUUAAAUCAUCAACAACCAAGAAACCAGAACCAAAGAAGAAGGAGAAACAAGCCACACCAAAUACAUGGCCAAUGCCAUCACUGACUCCAAGUGAUACAAUUCCACAGCCACCAGUUGUAAAUCUUACCCCUUCCACGAGCUCUCUCCUCUUACCAAAUCAAACUGGACUUAUUACAACACCACAAAAACCAGGAUUAACCAAUCUUGAAGAUAUGGCAGUUCACUUCCAACCAGGUUCAUCUCUUCCACAACUUCCACCACUCAGCUCUAAUAUUCCUGGUGGAAUGCCACUCUUGCCAAAUCCUACUCAACUUCUCCAAAAUUCACCAUUCCCGCCACCUUCAAUGAAUAAUCCCUAUCUUAAUCCAAUGGGUGGAAUGCCACUCGGAAAACCUUUACCACCUCCUUUUGCAAUGCCACCUUUACAACCUAUUAUAAAGCAAGAACAAGAAAGCUCAACAACGACAACUGAAGGGCCACUCAAAAAGCAAAAGUUGACUCAAUAAAGAGGUAGUCGUUUUACAA
Messenger RNA from Naegleria gruberi, 1933 nucleotides. RefSeq lists its product as uncharacterized. The transcript has 4 exons. The coding region runs from base 250 to 1914 and encodes 554 amino acids. Lineage: Eukaryota; Heterolobosea; Eutetramitea; Acrasida; Naegleriidae. The record is from RefSeq and is a predicted model, not a curated record.